GGCAUUGUGGGGCGGAGGCGGCCUUUCUCUCUGCGUCCACAGGCGGUCGGGAAAUCUUCAAGUAAAUAACGUUAACGGGGGGAGGAGCAGUCCGAGGGCAGCCUGCGAAAAACCCAACACAUUUAAACUGUGUUGCGCUGAGCUUAAAUUAUUAAAAAUCUGAUAUUAGAGAAAUAUGGGGCAGGAGGAUCUCAUGAACACAGCCGAAGACGUGGCGGACCAGUUCCUGCGGGUAACCAAACAGUACCUGCCCCACCUGGCACGUCUGUGUCUCAUCAGCACCUUCCUGGAAGACGGCAUCCGCAUGUGGUUCCAGUGGAACGAACAGAGAGACUACAUCGAGGCUACGUGGAGCUGUGGCUACUUCCUGGCGACAUGCUUUGUGCUGCUUAACCUCAUAGGACAGCUGGGUGGUUGUGUCCUCAUCCUCAGUAGAAAUUUUGUACAGUAUGCCUGCUUUGGACUAUUUGGCAUCAUAGCGCUACAGACUGUUGCAUACAGCAUUUUAUGGGACCUCAAAUUUUUGAUGAGAAACCUUGCCCUCGGAGGUGGUCUGCUCCUGCUGUUGGCCGAGUCUCGUUCGGAAGGAAAGAGCAUGUUUGCCGGAGUCCCCUCCAUGGGAGAGAGUUCGCCAAAGCAGUACAUGCAGCUGGGUGGUCGAGUACUGCUAGUGCUGAUGUUCAUGACUCUGCUGCACUUUGACUCCAACUUCUUCUCUAUCCUGCAGAACAUGGUUGGAACUGCGCUCAUCAUACUGGUGGCCAUCGGCUUCAAAACCAAGUUAGCGGCACUGACCCUCGUCGUGUGGCUUCUGGCCAUCAACGUCUACUUCAACGCUUUCUGGACCGUCCCUGCCUACAAACCCAUGCAUGACUUCCUGAAGUACGACUUCUUCCAGACCACCUCCGUCAUCGGUGGUCUGCUGUUGGUGGUGGCACUCGGACCCGGCGGAGUGUCCAUGGAUGAGAAAAAGAAGGAGUGGUAGGCAAACGGGGUACAGAUAGAGGAUUGCACAGCACCACUAACUCCCCCCACCAACCGGGACACAUGACCCUCCCUCUCUUCCAGUCCCCACCAGGGUACAGUGUUUUGUUUUGUUCUUGUUUUUUUCUAGCUUAUUUUUUAUUUGGCCAACAGACACACACCACCUCGCCCAUCUAUGGACAAUUUUUUUCUAUAUUCCUCCAAACUGCUGUUUUUCGUUUUUAGUUGAACAUAUAUAUAUAAUGCCUGAUUUUUUUUCUAAACUCUUCUUGUAUGUCGUCUUUUUCGAAGACAGCAAGAAUAAAAAAGCCCAGUGUAUUUCAAAGUGCAAGGUAAACAACUAAUGGAUGAUAAAUGGAAGAAAAGAUUUAUUUGUUCUGUGUGCACAAGGAAUAAAAAGAUAUAUUUUACAGGA
This is a messenger RNA of Epinephelus fuscoguttatus (brown-marbled grouper), 1399 nucleotides long. RefSeq names its product surfeit 4 (gene surf4). The record is from RefSeq and is a predicted model, not a curated record. The coding region runs from base 176 to 985 and encodes 269 amino acids. The transcript is spliced from 6 exons. Gene Ontology annotation, biological process: Golgi organization. NCBI's taxonomy places the organism in Eukaryota, Metazoa, Chordata, Actinopteri, Perciformes, Serranidae. Gene Ontology annotation, cellular component: endoplasmic reticulum; endoplasmic reticulum-Golgi intermediate compartment; membrane.